AUUUUUCAUUCAAAUAUGCCCUUGUUAUGUCUAUUCCAACUUCCAACAAAAGUUUUUUGUGGGAAUCAGGUAAGAUAUCCGGAUCGAAUAACACUAAUUAGGGGAAAUCACGAGAGCCGACAAAUCACUCAGGUUUAUGGAUUCUACGAUGAGUGCCUUAGGAAGUAUGGAUCUGCCAAUGUUUGGAGAUAUUGCACAGAUAUAUUUGAUUACUUAAGUCUUUCAGCUUUAAUUGAGAACAAGAUAUUUUCCGUUCAUGGAGGUCUAUCUCCGUCUAUUUCCACAUUAGACCAGAUACGCACCAUCUUUAGAAAGCAAGAAGUACCCCAUGAUGGUGCCAUGUGUGAGCUACUAUGGUCUGAUCCAGAAGAUACUGUUGAUGGUUGGGGUUUGAGUCCUCGUGGUGCUGGUUUUCUCUUUGGUGGCAGUGUUGUUAAUGCUUUUAAUCGCACAAAUAACAUUGACUACAUAUGCCGUGCCCAUCAAUUGGUCAUGGAAGGUUAUAAAUGGAUGUUCAAUAACCAGAUAGUUACCGUCUGGUCAGCUCCAAAUUACUGCUAUAGAUGUGGUAACGUAGCCGCCAUUCUUGAGCUUGAUGAGAAUCUUAAUAAGAAAUUCCGUGUUUUUGAAGCAGCACCACAGGAAUCAAGAGGAGCUCCUGCCAGAAAGCCACCACCUGAUUAUUUUCUAUGAGAAUAAUUUAUUGAAGAGGUGCCAAUUCUCGGCUUAAUGACUAUAUAAACUCUACGUCCAAAUAUGACGGUGAUACUUGAAGACUUAUAAAUGUACACUCUCGCCAAGGGGCAUUCUUGAGAUAGGCUGAAUGGUAGAAACCAUUUUUUUAUCUUUAUAAUUAGUGUAUAUGUGUAGAGAAUGCUUCUUCAUUGACCCCUGACUGAUAUGUUCUUAUCUUCUUCCUUUAAAUCUUUUACUUGUAGUUGUAGUCUGUGCCUAGGUAGCAAUUUGUUUGUUACAGAUCGGGUGUAGCAAAUUUUGACCUGUAACCAGGCUCUUUGAAUUAUGUAUUCCGUAUAGAUCCAGCAGUCAGGGCUAUAUUACUGUUUUGUUCAGCUAUUCUUUUUUUGGAAGUCAGGAUAUGAACAAUUAAGGCGGUUUUAUUUAA
Molecule: messenger RNA, 1123 nt
Organism: Daucus carota subsp. sativus
Lineage: Eukaryota; Viridiplantae; Streptophyta; Magnoliopsida; Apiales; Apiaceae
Product: serine/threonine-protein phosphatase PP-X isozyme 2
Exons: 6
Coding region: 16-693 (225 amino acids)
Biological process (GO): double-strand break repair via homologous recombination
Cellular component (GO): cytoplasm; nucleus
Molecular function (GO): protein serine/threonine phosphatase activity
Source: RefSeq, a predicted model, not a curated record